Camelina sativa (false flax) is the source of this 927-nucleotide messenger RNA. RefSeq lists its product as uncharacterized. The record is from RefSeq and is a predicted model, not a curated record. NCBI's taxonomy places the organism in Eukaryota, Viridiplantae, Streptophyta, Magnoliopsida, Brassicales, Brassicaceae.
UCCAUCAAACCUACCCGUUUUGCGUAUAUAUAGAGUAGGCUGAGUAGAUAGAGAGUGAGAGACGAUUCCAUUUCAAGUUUCAUUACAAAAAGAUGAGCCACGCCCGCGGAAGCUCCUCGGAGAACAUUCCCCGUAGCUCCAACCCUGCAGUCGGAGUUGUGGAGCCUCGAGGUCGUUCCCAGACAGCAGAGCCUGCUCCCAGGAGAGCGGAACCUGCUCCUCAUGCCAGAAGAGCAGGUCAUGCUUCCGCCCAGAGAACGGACAUCGUAAGAGUUGAGAAGCGUCCUCAUCGGGGCUACGUUGCAGUUGGAGUUGAGCAGGUCGAAGAUGCCUUUGCUGAACAUCGUGUGCUACAGAGGAAGCUGGAGGCUAUGGUUUCUAAGGAGCUUAAAGCUGAGGUUCGUUUUGAACAAGUUAAGAGCCAGCUUCGUCGUGCAGGAAGGACAUUUGCUCAAGGUUCGCUUCCGUUUGAACCAAGUGAUCAUCAUAGUGAUCAGCAUUAUCUCGAUCAGAGAGGGAUCGUUCGAGUCAGACGUGGUUCUCGUGAAGCCACCGUUUCAGUCCGCUAUGAUGAGCUCCAAGCUGCCUUGGUUCGCCUUAGCAUGACAAGAGCGGAACUCGAAAAGGCAACUUUUCGUGAGCGUGAAUUGCGGAUUAAUAUUGAACAAGCUGAGAAUCAGCUUCGUCGUGUGGGAAUCAGACCUUCUCAAGGUUUGCUUCCAUCCACCGCACCGACGACCCGCGGAAGCAGCAGAUAGCCACCGUUGGCUCAUUAUAGAUGCACUUUCUAUUUUUUUUCCUUGUCUUCCAAGUUGUAGUAAUAAAAAAACUUCUCUUUUGCUCUUACAAGUUGUGAUCUUUUUAAAACUCUUGUACUUGUCUUCUUCUAAGUUGUAAUAUUACGUUUGAUAGAUUAUACUAUAAACA